Messenger RNA from Podarcis muralis (Common wall lizard), 1643 nucleotides. The record is from RefSeq and is a predicted model, not a curated record. Lineage: Eukaryota; Metazoa; Chordata; Lepidosauria; Squamata; Lacertidae.
UCUGGUACCAGUUCUUCUGUGCAUUCUCUGGAGCCGCCAUGAUAGACUACUGGCAAAUGAUCUUCUUCAACUUGUUUUUCACUUCUGUGCCACCAAUACUUUCGGGAGUCCUGGAUAAAGAUGUUUCCGCAGGAACUCUGCUGAGCUUGCCUGGUCUUUAUAAGAGCGGACAAAACUCAGAGGUUUACAAGCCUCUGACGUUCUGGGUUGCCAUUUUGGAAUCUUUUUAUCAGAGCCUUAUCUGCUUCUUUGUCCCUUAUCUGGCAUAUCUUGAUUCCGAUAUUGACAUUUUCCGCUUUGGAACAACAAUCAAUACAGUCACUCUCCUUACUAUUCUGUUUCACCAAGCUUUAGAAAUUCAAACAUGGACUCUGUCCCAUGGAAUUACAAUCACUGUGAGCAUUCUUCUGUACUUCAUUUUCUCAACCAUCUACAAUGCCACAUGUGUCGUCUGCAACCCUCCCACCAAUCCCUACUGGAUUAUGGAGUUUGAGAUGUCGCAGGCGAGCUUUUAUUUCAUAUGCAUCAUUACUCCAGUCAUAGCACUUCUUCCAAGGUAUCUUAUCUUGGCUCUUCAGGGAACUUUUGAGGUAUCGCCCAUUGUGAAAGCACAACACUUGGAUAAGCUCCCUAAAGAACAACAGGACUGGGAAAUAAAGAAAUGGAAACUGAGGGAACAAGGCCAAAGUGUCUGCAAUGAUGAGCCUGAAGGACCUAUUGCAAACAUGGGUGUGUCCUCACCUGACAUUGCAGCAGAGCGCACGUUUCAAGGUCUCUGUCCUCCAGAACAAGAAGCCCUCAGGAACCAGGCAUCGAACAGAGGAGACAAUGACUACACCAAAUGGUGGGGUGGGGAAGAGGAUGUGGCUGCCGGUUUCCUGUCAGCAGAUGCAUCUCCUGGGCAAAGUAUACCAGCAAAGCCCUUUUCUGGCCUCCUGACCAAUGGCGCUGAAAAUUCCAGUCAAAGGAGCCACCGGCGGUCUGUGAGUGCAGUGACUCUAUGAAAGAGCUUGAGUUUUUGAUUAAAAGAAAUUGAAAUUGCUUCUCUGCACAACCUCCACCUCCCACAUAGUGAGCAAAGGUAGCAGAGGGAAGAUAGAAUUUCUAUUUAUAUUAAAUGGCAAUGCCUUGUGGAAAGAGAGACCUAAAGUAUAAUUUCACCAGCCUGGCGGAACAGUGUGUUUUAUCUUCACAAUGUGCUGUUCCUCCGGUAUGUGCAAGUGAACUUACUGUGAGGAAGAGAAGUUCCAAACAACUUGGAGAAAUAUUAUGCAAGAAUCCCUUCGUCAAUGUGAAAUGCACUAUUUCCUUGGAAACGGACAGUAUAACCUGAGUAGAACUAUUUUGCUUUAUCCAAUAAUGAGCCCCUUCUGUCUUCUGAAUCUGACCCUAAACGUGUCACUCUGAGCCUCCUGCUGAUUGGCAGCUACAUGGCUGCAAUACAGUUUUGAUCCAUUUCGCCACUACUAUAAUUGUUUCCUAGGAAUUUCUCCAGAUUACAGCACUUUAUGGUGAAACAAUCAGUUUUAAAGACCAGAAUGAAAUAAGUCAACAGUGCUGAAUUCAUCAACCUGGGCAUUUUGCAAUUCAACAUUCAAAACCAUGUGUAAAAGUAUUUUAUAAAAUGUUUUUAUAAGUGUGUG